Messenger RNA from Penicillium angulare, 828 nucleotides. RefSeq lists its product as uncharacterized. Lineage: Eukaryota; Fungi; Ascomycota; Eurotiomycetes; Eurotiales; Aspergillaceae. The record is from RefSeq and is a predicted model, not a curated record. The transcript has a single exon. Bases 1 to 828 code for a protein of 275 amino acids.
AUGUCGGAUACCGGGAGAAUAGUCAAGCGAUUUGUGGUAUUUGUGAGACAUCCCCUGAGCUAUGCAUAUGUGAAAUCCACAACCGAAAGGGCCAAAGAAUUCAGGAUUCGCAGUGGAAGAAAGCAAGAUCUUUUAUUGAAGGUGCUGGCUCUUCUUGGAAAGAUAAAGAUCGAGUCUCACUUUUACGAGUCUAGUCCAAGGCUCCUGACGCCCGGAUUUCAAGAAACAAGAGAUAGACGGACAGGAAGAGAAAAGUUGGAAGGGAAAGCUCGAGCGCAUCUACAGGCCGACUUCCCGGGCGUUCUUCUGACUCCCUUAAAGAAAUUCUCAUGUUUAGCUCCCCCGACUCCUGCAAAGGAAGAGAUUUCGGUUAUCAAUGAACAACGCAUGCUAGCAAAUCUUGUUGUCAACCCUAAGCCGCAUGUUCGAGCCAACCUCACGGUGAAUCAAAUCCAGGUUAGUGAAUAUCUUGCUACUUUAGGCGUUGCUAGAUAUAUUGAUACUGAUCUACAAAAGAGGGCCCGACGCCUGGACAACAUUGCCAAAUUUUGGAGCGAGACCGAGGAAUUAGCUGCACGCUUCCUUCAUGGGGCUGACAUUCCAACAAGGAUUUACAAUGGUACAAAUCAAAGCGCUACCGAGAAUUUGCUCACAGCGCUAGUGAAAUCUAAAUGGACCGAUAUGAGUGGGAUGAGGUUCCUGAUGACUUUAUUUUGUUUAUCAGUGACCAAGAGGGACUUAAGACUGAUAGACAACCCAUCGCUUCCAGAAAGAUCCUCGAACGGGCCUUCAAUCUUCUUCAAAUUCAAGGGGACCCUGUUCACAUGA